Dentiscutata erythropus is the source of this 1198-nucleotide messenger RNA. NCBI's taxonomy places the organism in Eukaryota, Fungi, Glomeromycota, Glomeromycetes, Diversisporales, Gigasporaceae. The record is from the annotation of a GenBank genome assembly.
AUGAAAGAAUACGACUUGAGAAAAGUAAAAAAUGCAACUCAUCAAGAUAAACCGACAAAAACAAAAGGACCGAUAGUUGAAGAAUUAGAAGAAAUAAACCAACUAAAAAAGGCCUCAAGGGGUUAUGGAAGGGAAAAUAGAAUAGAAAAAGUAGGAAGUCGUGGAAGGGUAGUCAUGAAAAAGUAUCGAACCUUCUGCCUUAAAUAUGAAUCUAAUGAUUCAGAUUUACGCUAUAAAGAUAUUAAUCCAAAUACUGGUAAAGAAAAAUAUCUAAAAUUGCAAGCUCAAGUCGCAAUUUACCAACAACAACCAAAACUAAAAAACGAAGGUAGCUGCCAACAACAAAGUAAAGUUACAGUCUCAGAUCUGCUUCAAAUAUUUGAUAGUAACGAUAGUAAUGAUAACAUCGACUACUAUCAAGAAAAUUAUAUGAAUGAAGAUAAUGAGACUUUUGAAUCGCCUAGGAAAUCAGAUAAAUUGAGAUCGUCAAAUUAUAUGAAUGAAUAUGAUGAGACUGCUGAAUCUCCUAGAAGGAGAUCAGAUAAAUUGAGAUUGUCAAAUUAUGUAAAUAAAGAUGAUGAGGCUGUUGAAUCUCCUAGAAAGAGAAUACCCGAUGCUUUGAGUGAUAUGACAAAUGUUCUCGAAGUUUGUCAAUGGCUGGUUUUACAAAGACCAGAUCCUGAAAUAUCGAAUAAUAUUGGUGAUGAUAAGGAGCUUGCCCAACUUUGGCAUGAAGAAAUAAAGUGUCUUUUUCUAAGGUGUAGAAAUCCACCAGCUGAAGCUAUUGAAAAUUUUAUAACAAAAAUCUUUAAUUAUGAACUUUAUAGCAAUGAGGCUGUGGAAAUCAUCUGCUAUUCAAAGCGUGUAUUAACGGACUUCCGAAGUAAAUUUAAUCAAAGAAUAGUUGCACUAGUCAUUGAAUUUAAAAACAAACAUUCAAGAGAGGAACAAUCAGAACAAAUAUCAGCCCCAUCAAGAAAUGAUAUUAACGAAUUUAUAACUCAGGAGGUCACAGUGAAAGCACUAAAAAGAUAUUUAAGCGGUGCUAACAUAGAAAAGCUUAAGAAAUGUGGAACUAUGAAUCAACUCGUAAAAUUAACCAAAAAAGUAUUUAAAAUAUGCUUUAAUGCUUACGACACAAAAGCUAUUAAGAACCUUGACUAUCUUACUAUUAAUUGCAAAAUUCCGAGUAGAUCUG